Molecule: messenger RNA, 1381 nt
Organism: Arabidopsis thaliana (thale cress)
Lineage: Eukaryota; Viridiplantae; Streptophyta; Magnoliopsida; Brassicales; Brassicaceae
Product: 2-oxoglutarate (2OG) and Fe(II)-dependent oxygenase superfamily protein
Exons: 2
Coding region: 117-1202 (361 amino acids)
Biological process (GO): response to acidic pH; coumarin biosynthetic process
Molecular function (GO): dioxygenase activity
Source: RefSeq, marked reviewed
ACACUCAUUGAGAAGAAAGAAAAACGUCAAGGGAUUAGUCUAGGUUUUGGCUUGCCCCGGUUAUCUAGAAGAAAGUUUUUAUCAAAAGAUACAAUCUUUUUUUGUACCAAUACGCAAUGAAUCAAACACUCGCUGCCCAAUUCUUAACCCGAGACCAAGUCACCAACUUUGUUGUACACGAAGGUAACGGUGUUAAAGGCUUGUCUGAGACCGGAAUCAAAGUUCUUCCUGACCAAUACAUUCAGCCAUUCGAAGAGAGACUGAUCAACUUCCACGUAAAAGAGGAUUCAGACGAAUCCAUACCCGUGAUCGACAUAUCAAAUUUAGACGAGAAGAGUGUCUCCAAGGCCGUAUGUGAUGCUGCAGAAGAAUGGGGUUUCUUUCAGGUGAUCAACCAUGGCGUGUCAAUGGAAGUUCUUGAGAAUAUGAAAACAGCUACUCACAGAUUCUUCGGUUUACCGGUAGAAGAGAAAAGAAAGUUCUCAAGAGAGAAGUCUUUGUCAACGAAUGUGAGAUUCGGGACGAGUUUUAGUCCUCAUGCUGAGAAAGCUCUCGAGUGGAAAGAUUAUCUGAGCCUCUUCUUUGUCUCUGAAGCUGAAGCAUCACAACUCUGGCCUGACUCUUGCAGGAGUGAAACGCUAGAAUACAUGAACGAGACAAAACCUCUAGUGAAGAAACUCUUACGGUUUCUAGGCGAGAAUCUGAACGUGAAAGAGCUAGACAAGACCAAAGAGUCAUUCUUCAUGGGUUCAACACGUAUCAACCUCAACUAUUACCCUAUUUGUCCCAAUCCAGAACUCACGGUUGGAGUCGGACGUCACUCUGAUGUUUCCUCACUCACAAUCCUCUUACAAGACGAGAUCGGUGGUCUCCACGUUCGUUCUCUCACCACGGGGAGAUGGGUUCACGUGCCUCCAAUCUCCGGAUCUUUAGUCAUUAACAUUGGAGACGCUAUGCAAAUCAUGAGUAAUGGUCGUUACAAGAGUGUUGAGCAUCGUGUCUUAGCUAACGGUUCUUAUAACAGAAUCUCUGUUCCUAUUUUCGUGAGCCCGAAACCAGAGUCUGUGAUCGGUCCUCUUCUUGAAGUGAUCGAAAAUGGAGAGAAACCGGUUUAUAAAGAUAUUCUUUAUACCGAUUACGUGAAACAUUUCUUCAGAAAAGCUCAUGAUGGGAAGAAAACCAUCGAUUUUGCCAACAUUUGAUUUCUUCUUGUUUUCAUCUAAAGAGUUCUUGUACUAAAAAGAUUCUUGCUAAUAUGUUACUUUGGUGUAACUAAGCUUAAGGUUAAAUUUCGGUUUGUUUCGAUGAUUUUGGUUUCUCUGUUAUUACUAGUAGGCAGCCCGUGCUUUGCACGGGAAAAUAACAAAUACCAAUAGUAUAG